CCUGGUGGACGUUUCACUAAACUCCACAUCCCCCUAUGGCUCACUGGACGAGUUGUCAUGGCAACUGUACAGCAUGUGCUUACAAAAACAAGAGCUUGACCGUUCACCGACACUUCGCUCGACACUCGACAUCUAGCGCUGGGACGCCAUCUUCUUCUUCUUCUCGCAUUUACCAGAGGAGAGAAUAGCGAAGACACACUCAUUGAAACAGAAGGGGAAGCCGACGAAAAGGAGGCCACGAUGAGCGGAGCAAAAGCCCGCAGCAGCGACGCGCCUGUUGCUGAAAACGUCCCCGGUGGAGGGCACGGCACUGCGGCUCCUCCGCGGGACCGCAAGCCUGGCGGAGGGGUUCUGAAGAGGCUGAAGUCCCGGCGCAGUCAGGUGGACAGCAGGCCCGUGACGGAGGAGGACCUGCGGACACAAAGUGGACACAUCACCCCGGAGGAUGUGUUGGGACUGCGGGGGGCUACAAGAGGGUACCUCUGUAAACCCGAGGAUAAUAUUUAUAAUAUCGACUUUGUACGCUUUAAGAUCAGAGACCUGGAGACAGGCACAGUUCUGUUUGAGAUUGCCAAACCCCCACACACAGAGGACGAUGAGGAGCACAGAGAGGCAGACGCUAGCGCAGGCCGAUUCGUACGGUACCAGUUCACUCCAGCCUUCCUGAGAUUGAGGACCGUGGGAGCUACGGUGGAAUUCACAGUUGGAAACCGGCCUCUAAAUAACUUCCGCAUGAUCGAGAGGCACUACUUCCGCGAUCACCUGCUGAAGAGCUUUGACUUUGACUUUGGCUUCUGUAUCCCGAACAGCCGUAACACCUGUGAGCACAUCUACGAGUUCCCUCAGCUGUCUGAGAGCCUGGUCCGUCAGAUGGUGGAGUGUCCCUAUGAGACCCGGUCGGACAGCUUCUAUUUCGUGGACAACAGACUGGUCAUGCACAACAAGGCAGACUAUGCUUAUAACGGAGGACAGUGAUACCUGUCUGCUUUCAUGCAAAAACACACACACAUCUGCAUGCACACACUCACGUUGACAGUCACACAUGAACAUAUUGUAUACACACAUGCAUGCACAUAGCUGAACACACAGUUCAUCGGCUCAUACAUGCACAAGCAGACACAGACACGGUUUAAUUGUAAGCAUAAAUUACCAUUCACUGCGAUCAUUGUCAGGGGGUGUAUUUGAUAUUGCAGAAGGUCAGUAUCAGUCUCUGCUCCGACAUAUAAACAGGAAGCUUCUGUUCAAAAGAAAGUUCAGCACGGGUUAAUUUAUCUGUUUUGGAUUACCUUUCAACCAAAAGAGGACUCAUCUUUCUAGUAGCCAUGUGACAUCUGAAACAGACCGAAUGUUUAUUAGAUAAAGGGUUUAGUCUCCUCGUUUUGAAAGUGUCCUACCACCCCCUCGACACACACAUACACACUCAUACACUCAAUCCCCAAGUGACACACAUAGUGUCUGUCAGAAGCAGCUGUUCUCAGAGCUGCCGCUUCCACAAUCCACUCCAGACAAUAUCGGGGGAGAAAGAGCGAAACCAUCCACAAAAACACUCCUGUCAAACACACAUGGUCACUCCUGCCAUGCCCUCCCCAUCUCCCUCUCCUCUCUUGCUUUCACAAACACACACACACACACACACACACACACACACACACACACACAUACACACACACACACACACAACAGAAGCAUAAACAAUAGUACUGUAUAAGAUUUUGAUCAAAGGUCUCUGAGAUCAUUGCUAUUUUUGUCGUAUGCUUUACAGUUUUCUCUGGUUGACCAACAUGAAAAUAAAUCAGGUAACAGUUAACUGCAAUGCAACUGUAAUUUUGACUGCAACCAAACAAAAGAUGAUGACCUCACAUGAUGAACAGCAGUCAAAAAAGACAUUUUAGGUAGAAAGUUCUCAUAUCAUAAUGCAUGCCAUGAUAUAAACAUAAAGGGAAAACGAUUGUAAAGAAUGGAAUACCAGAUAUACUGUGGAGAAAAAAAUCAAAUGUAAAGUAAUAUAAAAAAGGUUUGGUGUCCUCAAAGUAACAUCAGAUAUUAUUUUUCCAUCCAUCUGAGAUCAUUAGCUGUAUUUUUUUAAUUAUUCCCUCAUUGCGCACGUCUUAGAACAUGAAAUUAACAUGGAUGAUGUCCGGAAAUGGAAUGGUCUUUUUAGCUAGAUAGUGUACUUCCUCUUUGUAAACUUUUUGGUGUUCAGGGUUAAAGGUGGUGUUUGUAAAAAUAAAUAAUAUAUAUAUAUAUAGUUUGUAAAA
Messenger RNA from Eleginops maclovinus (Patagonian blennie), 2258 nucleotides. Its product is annotated as protein unc-119 homolog B-like. The transcript is spliced from 5 exons. Lineage: Eukaryota; Metazoa; Chordata; Actinopteri; Perciformes; Eleginopidae. The record is from RefSeq and is a predicted model, not a curated record. Gene Ontology annotation, molecular function: lipid binding. Gene Ontology annotation, biological process: cilium assembly; lipoprotein transport; nervous system development. Gene Ontology annotation, cellular component: cilium. The coding region runs from base 241 to 975 and encodes 244 amino acids.